Parus major (Great Tit) is the source of this 6074-nucleotide messenger RNA. It is a transcript of the gene CCDC170, whose product is annotated as coiled-coil domain containing 170. The transcript is spliced from 11 exons. Bases 3116 to 5158 code for a protein of 680 amino acids. The record is from RefSeq and is a predicted model, not a curated record. NCBI's taxonomy places the organism in Eukaryota, Metazoa, Chordata, Aves, Passeriformes, Paridae.
AAAAAACCCCAACCCCAAAACAGAACUCCUGCAGGUGCAGGGCUGUACCCGGUGGUCUGUGCGUGGUGCAAUUGAAGCCCCAUGAACUUCAGCUGAUCAUUAUAGCUUAUCUUUAGAAGUUCAAGGCCAGAAAGAUUGUUCUUACUAAGUACUGCAGAAGGGAGUAGCUUGCACAGAUCAGGAAUUUAUAGUUAUCUAAGAAUUUCUUCUUUGCACCUCUUCCUCCUUUGAAACUGGUUUGCUGGCUUUGAUGUGAAUUUAAGGGAGACAGUAGGGGAUAUUGCUUAGAAGGAUCAAACUCUUGUACUAGAGUUAUAAUACGAACCUUGUAACAGCUUCGUGUUCCAAAGGAGAAACAAUUUAUUUGUGUGAACAGUUUAUUAUCUCCCGAAUAGUUGAACAUCAAUUCUGUAAUGAAGCUAUAUUGUUCUGAGACAAAAAAAUACGGAAUUUUGGUAGUUUGUGGUGGCAAAAACAAUGGCCAUUAUGUUAAAUACAGCUGUUAUGACCCAAUUACAAACUUUUUGCUAGCACUGCUUAGUGACAGAGUUGACAGCAACCUGCUCCACAUUUUAACCAACCUGAAGUCAAAUAGUUUGUGAGUGUUGAUUUUGGGGCUCAAAAACAUGCUGGAAAUUACAUGUUUAUAAAAUGUAAGUUACAACUGGUAAAUCAAACUACAGCACUAGUAAGUUUUUAGUUGUGUAUAUACCAAUAUAGUAAAGUAUUUCUAGAAUAUUUGCAUUCUGUUGACUGCACUAAAGUAUAGUAGGCAUUGUAGGAAAAUUGCAGCUGUUGGCAUUGCAUGAUGGUCUGUUUUUUAAAUCUACUAUUUAAGUAGUUCUGUUACAGAAGUUAUUUAACUCCAUUUACUACUGAUAAAGUAAAAACACUAGAAUGAAUUGUUUGUACAAUGCAUAAGCAUUUAAUUAAGUCUGAGCAAUUACCCUUUUUAUUGUUUAGGGAAUAAAUACAGCAGCUCCUUGUUAAUAAUUUUGAAAAAGCUGUGAGAGAAAGUGUCAGGGGAAUUCCAAAUUCCUUAAUUUGUCCAUACAGACAAAGGAUGAAGUCAACCAGAAAGCAUGUUAAGUAAUGUUUAGAGAGGUUAUGUGUCUCUCUAAUUGCCUCCUGAUGACUGCUGUCUUUCAUCACAUUAAAUGCAUUUAUUAUAUUUAGAUGCAAAGUCACCUCAUCCUAAGAGAAAAACAAAAGAUGAAAAUGUAUUAACCGCUUCUUGUAAUAGUAGCAGUAGGUAACACCAAAACUUUGCUUGUAAUGAAGCUUUGAUUUGGGCCCAUUAAUCAAGCUUGAAAUUGGCCUGUUCAGCAGAAGAACAGCAGGAGAGAUUUUUAUCUUUUCAGUAAUACCUUUCAAUGAUUACUGCAAAGGGAGGAGGGUAGAGCUGAGCAGUACCCUUCUGAAAGGAAUUUAGAAAAUCUCUUUGGUAAUUUAUUUGAGCUGCUGAGAACACUUAAGUUAGUUUUACAUGUUUCUGGAACAUUAUACUAAUGCAGAAAAGCUCCAUAGAUGUAUAACAAUAAAAAAAAAACAAACUACUGUGUGUUUCUGGCAUUUUACAAUGUGCAAGAGCAAGUGACAGAACUGAAAUAGUUGUGAAAUAUUACUUGCAAAUUUUGAUUUAUGUCAAUAUGUAAUUAUCAAUACACUUUGUGAUCCCUGAUAGGCAAACUGGGAAAAGUAUUAUCUAGAAAGAAGGACCAGAAUAUACACACAAGAUGGCUAAUUUGUGAACCCUUUUUUCCCCACCCCCUGAUGUGACUCCAGUUGGGGAGUCAGCCUAUUCCAGCUAGCCAGUGUCAGGCCAAGAGGGCACUGUCUUAACCUCUGCCAACGGAAGUUAUCGGUUGGGCAUUAGGAGGAACAUAUUUACAGAAAGGAUGGUUAGAUAUGGGAAUGGACUGCCCAGGGAGGUGAUGGAGGCACUAUCUCCAUCUCCUUAAACAUCUCCAGGAGGUGUUUAAGGAAUGACUGGAGAUGACAGUGCCGUGGUCUGUUUGACAUGGUGGUGUUUGGUCAUUGGUUGGACUUGAUGUUCUCUGAAGUCCUUUCCAACCUCAUCAAUUAUGUGAUCCAUUUUAGUCUGUUUUUGUAUGAGUUAACAAAAUCUGUGUCACUGUGGAAUAGUGUCUGAACCUUCUCAUGCUCAUUGUUGUGUAUAGCUGUUGUGGUUUUCUGAGGUGAUGUGCAUGCUGACGGGCUGACUGCUGCUACCAAGAAAAAUCUGUGGUAGCCAAGUGUGAAAAUUUUUCAGCUACCCAUUCUUUCCACUAAGUAUUUCAUGCUGGAUGUCAUCUUCUUUCUGGUUGCAGUAAAUAAUAAUAAUUAAUGAUAAUAAUCAUCAACAUCAACUCCGCUGCUGCAUUGUAUUUUCAGGAGGUAGAGCAAUUUCACACACAUAUACACUCAUGAAUAUUGAAUUUGUCUUAAGAAAAAACACUGCAGAUUUGGGAUAUCUCAUUUUGCUUGAUUUCAGAAUAUGAACAUUUAUGACACUAGGAUUUAUAAAAAUCAUUGAACAGCCCACUGAGUCCAACCACUGUACCAAGUCCUGUACAAACGUAGAGGUAAAAGGGGCCCACUGGUUACCUUAACCUCUGAGGGGGAAAAAAAAUAUGUAUUUCAGUUAAGAUAGACCCUGUGUUAUCACUCAGAUCCUCUUUAAAGAUAUCAGUGUAGAAGAGAUGCAGGACAAAAGGAGAGGUGAAAUAAAAAUGUGGAGCACCUGAAAAGCUGUGGUGAAGGAAGCGAUCAUUGUGUGAAGGCUGACUGUGUAGUAGUGCAUGUAUCCUGGACAAGUCAUCCUGAAGGUGCCUGUUCUGGUUAGAUGUGUGUUUGAAUACUGUGGAGACAUUCACAGCUCCUAGGCUACUAGAGGAACUUUCCCAUGGUGUUCUGCUUUCACGCCCAACUCUGCUGAUGGUAACCUAUGAUACAGUUUAGUAAAGCAUAUCCGUGAAAAAAUAAUGUCAUGUGCCAUCGUAUUACAAAACUUUUUGAUUUUCAACCUUUCUUCCCUCUUCCCCCCAUUUGUUCUGUAGAAGCAAAGGAAGAAUGAAGUCAGCAAAGGUUCACGAGUCAUCGCUUUUGAGAGCAGAUGAAUCACUAUCGAGCUGCAGCUGAAACUGCUCAAAGUGAACUUGCAGCACUUUCAGUGAAGUAUGACUGUGCCCAGUCAGAGCUUCUUAAACUCAGGUCGAGCAUCAUCUCUAAAGAAGCUUCUUUUCAAGAGCUGAAGGCUGAAGCUGAAAGUUAUAAGGAAAACAAUGCUAGACUGAUGUCUCGCCUCCUGUCUUUGCAAACACGAAUCCAGGAGAUGGAGGAAGAGCUGUGUGUGCUUGCCACUUCUAAAAACCAGGCUGAGCUGACAGCUCAGGUGGCAUAUAAGGAAAAUUUGGAGCUGAAGGAUGAGCUUCAUGAGAAAAGUACCAAACUUAAUAAAUAUUUGAAUGAGUGUGAGGAAGACAUGACUCAAGCUUCUAAAAUCAGCAAAAACUAUGAAGAGCUCCUUACACAUCUUUCUGGAUUCUUGGACAUAGACAUCAGAGAAAAAGAGAAACCACAGGAACAUUUAACAUCAAAGGUCUCUGAAAUAUGUAAAGAAAAUGUGACUCUAAAAGACCAAGUUGCUGCUCUUCAAGAAGCUGUGAAUGUCCAUGAGAUGGAGUCUAAAGCUAACAGAGAAACUAUCAUGAGACUAGUUUCAGAAAUGGCCAAGGAGCAGAAAAAGGCAUCAGGAUACUACCAAGACAUGGAAAAACUUAGUAAGGAUCUUGACAGUGCUAUAAUAAAGAGACAGAGUUUAGAGCUGGAGAUCAGAAACCUCCAAGAAAAACUGACAGUUAACCAGAAAGCUUUGGAUACCUCAAAGCAGGAACUGCACAAUCUGAAGAAAUCUUCCAGGGAGUUAGAUGCAAACUUGAAGAGUAGCAGAGAAGAGGCCAGGACUGCUCAGGACUCUUUAGAAGCUUUUAAAGAAGAAAUUGCUACCCUGCUCAGCUGUGGAUCUGAAAUAGUUAAACCUUCUGAGAAGACCAUUUUGGAGAGGAUCCAAGAAAUAAAUUGCAAAGAGGAGAAUAAAGAAAUAAUGGUAUCUCAGCUUGAAACACAAUUAGUUAAAUUGACUAAAGCUUUGGAGAAUCAGACCAGAUUGUACCAUGAAGCCCUGGAGAGGAGCAGGAAAGCUGAAAAAUGUUCUGAGAAUUUCCACAAUCAAGUGAAGCACUUGGAAGAAGAAUUAUUAACUGGAGACCUGAUGCAAGAUGGUUUGAAGCUUGAGAAACAAAAAUAUCUUAAAUUUCUGGAGCAACUUAAUGAGAAGAUGAAGCUGGAUAGUCUAUCAGCAGAGGUUGGAUUUGAUAUGACUAUGGAUGCGAUUCUGGCCCGGGUAGAGCAGUUGGUGAAACUGGAAGGUGACGCAGUGGUUGAGAACAAGACUGUGGCAUACAGCCUCCAAAGGAAGUUGAAGGCUCAGAAAGAAAAACUUGAAAGCAGAGAGCUGCACAUGAACCUUCUGCGGCAGAAAAUAACCCAGCUGGAAGAAGAGAAGCAAGCAAGGACUGCCUUAGCUGUGGAAAGGGAUGAGGCCAAUCUCACUGUCAGAAAGUUGCAUAAGGUGAUAGAGAGGCUACAGAAGCAGCUUGAUCUGGCAAGGGAAACAAAUAUGGAUCUCAAGGCCAAGCUGUCUGAAACCAGUGAGUUUAAGAUCAAAACUCUGGAACAGAACAAAACAAUAGAGGAACUCAGUAAGUCUCAAGGCAAAUUGGAAAGAAUGAAAGAAAAAGCUGAGAAACAACUCAGGUCUGCCAAAUCAGAACUUCUUUUAAAGGAGCGUAAAGCUACAGAAGAUAAAGAAAAAAACAAAAAUAUGUUAGAAGCAGUUACCAGUGAGGUGAAGGUGCUUAAAACAACCCUUGCAGAACUAGCAAAAAGAGAGAGACAGCUGGCAGAUUUCCGAGAGGUGGUCUCGCGGAUGCUGGGCCUCGACACUGCCAGCCUGGCUCUUCCUGACUAUGAAAUCAUUACACGCCUUGAUGGGCUGAUUCACUCCCAUCAGCACCACUUCUUCCCCUGUGUCUGCCUCAAAGACAUGGCAAGGACCCCAGAGGAGCAGCAAAGGAACAUCCAGCUUCUUCACUGAGCGGAGAUGGAACAAAGUGAAAUUUUCUGUUUGCUUCCUUGCCUGCUGGACCUCCACAGAAAACAUCUCUGUUUCUGUUCCCUACCCUAAAGACACCAACUAGGGCUGAUUUUUAGAACCUCAACAGAGAGACUGAUAGGAAUGGGUAGAGUAAAUCCAGCAGCCUGGAGAUGGCAAACAGAAAAUCCCUGGGCAGCUUAAUACUUCAGUUAUGAAAAUGAUGGGAAACAGAUCAAGGAUGCCCUCGAGUUUCAGUGCAGAGGCAUUGAAGUCAUGGGUCACCAAGGUCAGUACACAGUUGUGAGAAGUUACUGGAUGUCUGCUUCAGUGGCAUUCCUUGUGUUUUACCUGUAGUUGACAAGGCUGAAAUCAAGUAGGGGUUGUCCUGCUGAUGUUCUUCUUGCCACCUGUGAACAUCUCUGCAUUUUUACACUUAAGGGCUUUAGACAAUUGUCUGCAAGUUAGAGGAUUAUCUCAAUUUUGGAACAAAAGAUUUUCUUUUUCUUCUGUUGGUUUCUUUUGUCUGCUUAUAUGGCAAAACAAAAAAUUACAUUUUUGCAGCAAAGGCUUUCUCACAGGGUCCCAUCACGUGCCUCAUAUAGAUAUAUUUGGUAAAAUUGCGUGUUGGCCUUGGUUAUGAUGUCUUGAAAAUUUUGCUUCCAGCUGCUGUAUUCCUUGGCCAAUUAAUGCACAGUGGCAAUUCUUCUGAGUUAAUGAAAAAUUAUUUUAGAAUUCUUGUUCACUACAGAAAAUAGUUGAGCUACUUAAGUGUUUAUUUUCAGAGAAGUGAUGAUUGUGAGGUGUACAAAACUACCUCUUAGUCAUAAAAACUGCUUUCUGAGUGUUGUUAAACUUCAUGAUUUUUUAAAAAGAAAUGUGGACAAUAAAUCUCUUUUAAUAGCACAUUCAAACUUCA